CUAUAAAAGUGGUGGUGGGAGGAUUUUGCAGCAGACAGAAAGUAUGCUGCCAUACUGGGGACACCGAGAGGGGCAUGUCACAUGUGCCCAGGGGAGUGGCGCUGAAUGGGCCUUGCCGAACCUUCAGGAUGAUUGACAGUACUCUUUGGUGAGUCAGAGAGCAGGAUGUCUGGUGUGCCCUGCGGGGCUUCACAUCAUCAAGCUGUGCCUGUUGCCUAUGCCCUUGUGCUCUCCUGGCUACUGCUCUUGGUGCAUGCUGCCUUUAGCCAGAAACCCGCUAAGCUGCCCCUGGUGGGCCGCAAGCCAUUCCUGGCUGCCUGGAAUGCUCCAGUGGACAUGUGCACCCUCAAAUACAACGUGAACGUCAACCUUGACCUCUUCCACAUCAGUGGCAGUCCACGAGCUGUCCACACAGGCCAGAAUGUCACCAUCUUCUAUGCUAACCGCCUGGGCUACUACCCAUUCUAUACAGAGCAAGGGGUGCCUGUGAAUGGAGGCCUACCUCAGAACUGCAGUCUGGAAGCACAUCUCAGCAAGGCCAGCAAAGACAUUACACACUUCAUUCCCUCAGAGGACUUCCAUGGCCUGGCGGUCAUCGACUGGGAGUAUUGGCGGCCACAGUGGAGUCGCAACUGGCAUAAGAAGGAUAUCUACCGACAACGCUCACGUGAGCUGGUCUCCCAGGCGUACAUCAAUGUGACGGAGGAACAGAUUGAGGAGCUGGCACGUCUGCGCUUUGAAAAGAGUGCCAUGGCCUUCAUGCAGGAAACACUACAGCUGGGCACCCAGACUCGACCCAAAGGCCUCUGGGGCUACUACCUAUAUCCAGACUGCCAUAAUUACAAUGUACAUGCACACAACUACAGUGGUUCCUGCCCCAUGCUGGAGAGCCUCCGCAACGAUGAGCUGCUCUGGCUGUGGAACAGCAGCACUGCCCUCUUUCCUGCCCUGGCCAUCCGUAAAGGCCACAUGGACAGUGUUCGCAACCUGUAUUUCUCCCAGAACCGUGUACUGGAGUCUCUGAGGCUGGCCUCACUGCCCUCACUGCCCUAUGAGCUGCCCACUUACGUGUACACAAGGUUGGGAUACAGAGAUGAAGCAAUGGCGUUCCUGUCACAGAACGACUUGAUGCACACAAUAGGGGAAAGUGCUGCUUUAGGUGCUGCGGGCUUUGUGAUCUGGGGAGACCUUAACCUCACGUCUUCUAGAUACAACUGUUCCAAGGUGAAAGCAUUCCUGAGCCACAGACUGGGCCGGUACAUCACCAACGUGACCCGGGCAGCUGAAGUAUGCAGUGAAUUUUUGUGCCAGUCCAAUGGCCGCUGUGUCCGGCGAAACCCGCAAGCAGCGCAUUAUCUGCACCUGAGCCGCACCAGCUACCGCAUCCUGCCCAACCGCAAUGGCACAUUUACCGUCACUGGGUGGCAUUCACAGCACGAGCUGCAGCUUCUCGCCGAACGAUUCCGCUGCCACUGUUAUCAGGGUUAUGAGGGAGAGUGCUGUGACAGCUCUGAGCCAACACAGGAAGAGGAGGAUGAGGAGAAGGACAAGAAAGGGCAGGAGGAAGGGGCGGAGAGCUCUGCUGUGUGUGUGGGAAAUGCCCUUUCCCUGGUUGUGCUGCUUGUUCUGUUUACUUUUAGCUGUGUUUGAAGCAGCCUGCUACAGUUAUCUGAUGGCACAUGCAGUGACCUAUGUUUGUAUUUAGACACUUUAGAGUAGGCCUUUACAUAAUGUCUUGAUUGUAUACCAUAUGUUAGUGAUAAGGUUCCCCAAAGCAAUAGAACAUUAUGGGGAACAGUCAAGCCUUGUUGUGAGUUAGCAUUACUAAUUAUUAAUUACUGUUUUACUGUACUUAACUGUGUCAUUUUACAUGUAGCCCUACUCGAAAAGUGAGCCUUGUUUGCACACAAUACAUAAUAACCCUACACUAUGUAAGCUAUGUAAGUAUAGACUGUUUAGCUUGUCACUUAAGUUCUCUAUAAAAUCUGUAUUCGGUUUUGACUGGAAACUCUAUGCAUCUUUUAAGGCACUGACGUUACCCAGUGAAUCCAAAGUUGCAGUUCUCGCCCUGUGGACACUGCUUGCUGCACGAUUACUUGAUUUCAGGGAGUACUGAUCAAUCCAGUAGACUUGAGGAUACAAUCUGACGUAUCAGUUUUGCACUUAAUUGCAGUUUGUGUUUAAUACUUGGCUUUAUCACCCAAGUUGCCUAAUACAAGAAGAACCUCUCAUUUCAUUUUUAGGGUAGUUACAUCUCUUUCUUCAUCAUAGUUUCUAAGCAUGCUCACUGGUGUUCACUGGUGUUGGGGAAGCUACACUACAAAUGUCAACAAACAAAAUCAAACAAUCUAUGAAUUACACUAUUGUGGCAAUAAUUAAAUGACCAAUCCAUAACAAUAAGCAUGUAGUCAGACAUACAGUAGCUUAAAUAGUUAGGCCUACAACCCUCUGCCACCUAACAAUAGUCUAAUCCUAAAUGUAGGAAUAACUAUAAACCAGUGUCUGGUCAUGUGUAACACAGUCUGUUGAUUUGUCCAAGUUACCUAACUGCUUGGCAAAAAGGGAACUAAACGGUUUAUGAACCAAGAAAACUAUCACACCACUAUGAAAUGUAGCGAAGGUAUGGCUCAGUUUCCGGUAACAUACAAAACACUUCAGCUUUUAUGCUCAUUCAUUUUCAGGUCUUCAUUUCAUCAGUUCAUCCCACAGGAAAAUUCAUGAUGAAUGCUACAAGACCUUUAGGACUUUUUGAACUUUUUAAAAGUUUUAAAAUCUAUCUUUCUAGUGACUUUUUUCUGAGUACUCUUAGAAUGUUUCCAAAGAUGUACAGAAAUAAACUGAACAAAUUGUGUGAUUGCUUUUUCUAUCUACAUGUGCAUGAGCAAAUUUUCAGAUUUAAGAGUUUAGGAUAAGGUGUUUGAUAUUAAAUGCUGAUUAAAACUGCCAAGCUAUAACCUUUGCAUUUCCCUUUGUGAGCCAAUGCACAAAAAAGAAACAGGAAACAGGAGUUCAGGGUAAUUACCUCAAUUCUUUCAGUAGCUUUUGUCCAUUACAGCUUUUAAAAUAUGGCCAUAAGAUCUUCUUCACUGCCACUUGCUUUCAGGAAAAGGUGAAGGUAUCUUAUCCAUCUUGCUUAUAUACAAAUUACCACCUAAAUAAAUCAACAAAUUAAUAUAGUUUUUAAUUUUUCCUUCUGUUACAUUUGUAUGCCAUUUUUGUAAUUACCUCAUCUCCUCAUAAGCCCACAUUUGGCCAUCAUUAACAUUUCAAGUAAUAUGCAUUGUGUACUGACU
Messenger RNA from Colossoma macropomum (tambaqui), 3293 nucleotides. RefSeq names its product hyaluronidase-4-like. The transcript has 4 exons. Bases 166 to 1650 code for a protein of 494 amino acids. Gene Ontology annotation, molecular function: hyalurononglucosaminidase activity. Gene Ontology annotation, biological process: carbohydrate metabolic process; hyaluronan catabolic process. Lineage: Eukaryota; Metazoa; Chordata; Actinopteri; Characiformes; Serrasalmidae. The record is from RefSeq and is a predicted model, not a curated record.